AUCAAACUAUAGGUUUCUUCUGUUUUUAAUUUUAUCAUCAAUUUGGAUCCAAAAUCAUUCAACUAAAUAUUAAACCCAAAAUCUUUCCCAAUCAAAACGAGAAAGAGCGAUGGAUGCGACCAACCACGACGACGAUUUCAAUUCUACCACAAACUGGAAACUCGCCGGCGGUGCCCUCACAGACUCCAUCUCCUUUGAGUCUUCCUUCACCGCAAACCAUGAAUCUGACGAUGGAAUCAUCUCCGCCGCCGUCAAUCAUGUAACCAAAUCCCCCUUACUUCUUCUCCCUCCAGUUCCCAACAGCGAGCCAUGUGAAAUUACAAUUACAUUUGCACAAGAACAUGAAUUGAAGCAAAUCUAUAUCCGAAGUAGUGCACGAGUAUACGAAGUGUAUUACACGAAAAAGCGGCGACAUGAUAAGGAAUAUCUGUGUACUGUUCGAUGUGGUGUUGCAAUUAGAGAUGAAGAAGUGCUUCAGAGUUCAGUGGAACCGGUAAAGGAUCCGAUUGAGAAGAGGGUGAAAGAUAAUGGGAAUGGACGGAUGAAUGAAGAUGAUUGGGUUGAUGUGAAAGCUGGUGAUGAUUCUCUGUUGAAUAAUCAAAAAGAUCUUGUUCCAAUGUCACAAUUAGGGAAACAGGUUUUUUAUGAAGCUACUGCGGAGAUCAAUGACGCAGAACCUUGCACUUCGAUUACAGUCCGUCUUCUCUCUCUUCAGGAUAAAAGAUGUGCACUUGUUGAUGAAGUUUAUGUGUUUGCUGAUCCUGUUGAUCCAAGUGAGUCAGAGAAGGAAGAAGCGAGUGGAACAGGAAAUUCAUCUAGUAGUUCGUUGAUGGCUAUGUUUAUGCCCGCUCUUUUGCAGUUAUCUCGAGGAAAAGAUGUCAGAAAAGAACGGGAUAGACAAGUUUCCGAUGAGUCCAACAGCAUGGAUCCGGUAGAUUUAGGAAACGCAAAUGAUUCAGAUAGGAAGGAGACAAAUUUCAGUAGAGCUGAUAAGAUAGGAGAGAGCUCACCAGUUUUAGUUGAUACUCUUCCAAAGCGGGUUGAUGCAGUAACACGAGUAUCUGGGGCAGAAAUCAAGCCUGCUCUGUCUUGCAAUAAUGUGGAGACUAUUCUGUAUCAGCUUGUUAACAAGGUAAGCAUGAUAGAAACUAUCUUGAUAAGAUUUGAAGAUCAGAUGUUGAAACCUAUUAAUAGUAUUGAUGCAAGGCUCCAGUUAGUAGAGAAGAAACUCGAACAGCUAGGAAAGAAGAAAUCAUUUGAAUCUGAAUUAGAUUUUCAAGUGAAAAUGCCAUAUCCAGAUUCUCUGGGCAGUGAUACAGAUAAAACUCCUGAUACCGAUGAGUUGGAUGGAUUGACUAUAAACACGGAUGAUCCACAGUUGGCCUCUUGUACUAAAACAGUUGUUCUUGACUCCUCUAGUAUAGACAACAGUGAAGAUUGUUCUGUUGUACUACCGAAGAACAGGCUUGAUAAUAUUCUUCCAAAGUCUGUAGAACUGGAGAGUGAAAAUAGCUCAAUCUCAGGAAAUGAGAUGAUUUCUGCUGAACCGGAGAUCAGUAAUGAGGAGGUUGGUUAUACUUUUGAAGAGAAACCAAAACAUUCGCUGUCUAUAAAUGAUGCUUUAGCAUCUGCACUUGCUGGAUUAUUGUCUUCGCAUUCGAUGACCAGUGGAAAAUACAGCCAAGCCCUCGUAGUUACAGCCCCUGAAUUUUCAAAUGAAGAUGAUGUAGAGAUAGAAGAGAAAUCUCAGGUGAGUACCCUUCCAGACGAAAGCCAAGUUGCAGCAGAGGAGUCUGAAAACACAUACGCUGCUUCGGGGAACCCAAGUUCUUCACUGAAAGGACUUGCUUCAUGUAUUGAAGACAAUUCUCAGGAAAUAAUUUAUGGAGUUUCUAAAAAAUUGGAUGAUAGUUUUGGAGGAGAUGAGGAAGCUGAGACAGUGGUUAGCGUCAGAGACAAUGGUUUAGAUGAAGAGACGGUAAGAUUAAGCACAAAAGCUGAUUGUUACACAGAAAGGGAGAACCUCAGUGAUAAGCCCAUGGAUCCCGAUUCCCUGAUUCACGAGAUCGAGAAUCCAAAUUUAACUAGUCCAAAAUGCAAAGGAGAGCCUGGAAUGGAUGAUGUCUUGAAGAGUGUUCUCGGUUUUCAACCGACUACGUCUUCAGUUGACUUCCUAACUCCAGUUCUGGAUGUGAAAUUUAAUUCAGAGAAUAAAGACUCAGACAGCAAGUGUUUCUUUGAGGCACUCUUCACAGAAGAAUCUAAAACUGAUGUAGAUUGCAAGAACGAAGCUUUAGACGAUAACUUAGUCUCAGUGGAAGAUGAAGAACUAAAAGGCCCACCAACAGAUACCCUUUCAUCUAUGGAGAUGGAUCACUAUGCGACGAACGAGAUGCCUCUACACUGGAAUGUUGAAAUAACAGAAGCAAGUCUUAUAUAAAGGGAAAAUUAAAUGCGACAUCAAAGCUUGCAUUCUGUUUUCGUCGAGGUUUUUGCUAUGUGUGGUCUAGAAGACAGAUACAAAUGCAGAUGUGAAGCAACUUCAAAUACAAUAUGAUAUUACCAUGUGCAAGCAAAUGGCUCAUAAUA
Arabidopsis lyrata subsp. lyrata is the source of this 2589-nucleotide messenger RNA. RefSeq lists its product as uncharacterized. The record is from RefSeq and is a predicted model, not a curated record. Lineage: Eukaryota; Viridiplantae; Streptophyta; Magnoliopsida; Brassicales; Brassicaceae.